UGCUUCACAGAUUGCAUGUCAUGUUGGUGUCCUUGCAUGGUAUAUGGGAAAAACCGGCAGCGGUUUGACCACUUGCAAGAAAACGAUACGGCAGAUCCGGAACAUGGUGGUUCGGGCUGUGAUGCCGAUUGUUGUAUGCAUCUAGCACUUAAUGUGUUGUGCGGUUUCGGUUGGGUACUGCAGCUUGGACAAAGAGCCACAUUGAGAGCGCGCUACCACAUUGACGGAAGCUACAUCAACGAUUGCUUGACUGCAUUCUUUUGCACCCCAUGUGAACUCACCCAAGAAAGUCGAGAAUUGGCAGAGGAGGAAAUGACUGCUUCCAAUACUGAGAGACUCGGACAGACUCGUAACACAUAACACGAACUGGCCAGAAUUUCCAUGGCUCAAUCAAUUACUUGC
Molecule: messenger RNA, 402 nt
Organism: Suillus discolor
Lineage: Eukaryota; Fungi; Basidiomycota; Agaricomycetes; Boletales; Suillaceae
Exons: 2
Coding region: 16-360 (114 amino acids)
Source: RefSeq, a predicted model, not a curated record